Messenger RNA from Magnusiomyces paraingens, 438 nucleotides. RefSeq names its product 60S ribosomal protein uL23. The transcript is spliced from 2 exons. Gene Ontology annotation, biological process: ribosomal large subunit assembly; translation. The record is from RefSeq and is a predicted model, not a curated record. NCBI's taxonomy places the organism in Eukaryota, Fungi, Ascomycota, Dipodascomycetes, Dipodascales, Dipodascaceae. Gene Ontology annotation, molecular function: rRNA binding; structural constituent of ribosome. Gene Ontology annotation, cellular component: cytosolic large ribosomal subunit; ribosome. The coding region runs from base 1 to 438 and encodes 145 amino acids.
AUGGCUGCCGCUGCUACUCAAAAGAAGGCUCUCGACGCCAAGAAGGCUGUCGUUAAGGGUUCCAACUCUAAGAAGCUCAUCAAGGUCCGCUCUUCGGUCAACUUCCACAGACCCAAGACUCUUAAGCUUGCUAGAACCCCCAAGUACCAGAGAAAGUCCAUCUCUCACUACGCCAGACUUGAUGCUUACAAGGUUGUCAAGAGCCACGUCAACAGUGAGGUUUCUAUUAAGAAGAUUGAGGAUGCCAACACUCUUGUCUUGACCGUCGACAACAAGGCUACCAAGACUGACAUCAAGAACGCUGUCAAGACCCUUUACAACGUUGAUGCUCUCAAGAUUAACACUCUUGUCAGAGCCGAUGGUGCUAAGAAGGCUUUCGUCAAGCUCACUCCUGAGCACGAUGCUCUUGACGUUGCCAGCAGAGUUGGUUACAUCUAA